This is a messenger RNA of Metarhizium album ARSEF 1941, 1191 nucleotides long. RefSeq lists its product as uncharacterized. The transcript has 7 exons. The record is from RefSeq and is a predicted model, not a curated record. NCBI's taxonomy places the organism in Eukaryota, Fungi, Ascomycota, Sordariomycetes, Hypocreales, Clavicipitaceae. Bases 1 to 1191 code for a protein of 396 amino acids.
AUGCUGUACGCACACGCCAUCUCUGGCUCGAAAGAAGCAGCACGCUUCCUUGCGCCCCAGAAUCUUUCAAAAGCCCCCAAGCUUGCAGCAUCCAUCCUGAAAACAAAGCUUCGAACAUAUCUUCAGUUUAACGAGUCCAGGCCCGGAUUCGGCGGGUUCCUGCCCUGGAUGACAACCGGCGAGCUUCAGCUGUCUGCAGCUUGGGACUGGGUAAAUCGGGUGCCUGCCUUGGACAACGGCGAGCUCAUUUGGGCGGUGUAUGCUUGCAUCAGUGCCCUUGAGCAGAGUGGUGAUCAAUCGCCCGAGAAUAUCUCCAAGGGCUGGCAGGAGUGGCUCGACUACUUCAAGACCACAGCUGCUUCUGUCCUCUACCGAGGCGAUGGCCACGUGCGUGCGGUAGCAAGCAUCAACGACCAAUUUUUACCUCUGACGGAUCCGAAACAGGGAUACCAGUGUGAGGGUACAAACUACCUCGAUGACCCUUAUGAAGGCGAGCUAUUCACACGUUUCCUCAACGCCUUUGGCGGGCUCCACCAGAGAGACAGGGACGCACUGUGGCAGGCCAAGAGGGCGAAGCUCAGAAGCGUGGAAUACAGGGUGGGCGGAGUCGGCCCCAUCACCGUCGAGCAAGGGUAUUGGUUCUCUAGCCAUGAACUUUGGAAGGUCCUCGAGCUGCCAUAUUACGAUGUUGACCUUGCGAAGCAAGAGGCUUUAUCACAACGCAGAGAGAGCAAGAACUUGCAACUCAGUGGUGACCAAGGCGCCUGGCCUCUUCGCAUCUGUCAACAACUCUACGGACCCCAAGACGGACGAGAUCAUGUGCCUGGCCCACCGUCACGUUUGACAAGGCUGUUUGUUGGAUUGGCGUGGUGGCGCAGCAUGGUGACGGCGAAGAAGAUGCAGAAUCCUUACGGAUCUACUGAAUCUUCCAGAGUAGACGGGGAGCUAGUGUCGGCGCUCGUUACUUGGGACAGCAAGAUUACAACAGUCGUCGCUCUCCUUGGCGGAGUAGGUGACCUUGUUCGUCCAAAGAUGAAGAAGGAUGGAAUAUAUGACGAUUUCAUUUUCAUCACAAAAAGAGAAUACAGUCGAGUAUUCAAGGACUUGAAGGGAGAGGGCAUUGCGCUUUGCUUACCCAACGAGGUGGUGCCGGAUGCCGGGUUGAAAGACUUCACCCUUUGUUCCGCAUAG